AUGGCCACACCGGGCUCUGGUGUUGUCUACAGAGGAGGCCAGGGGUCAUGGCUGGCAGAGCACUCCACGGCCGAAGAGAUUAAUCAUGACGAGAUUUAUGCAGCUGCCGUUCAAGCACAGCAGGCAAUGAUCACGACAGCAAACAAAUUAUGUGUGAAGAAGAAGCUCCCGAGUCUGGACCUUGCAGUCGCCCACUCUUGGACAGAGGUUGACCAAUCGGUCUCGGACGCCUGUGAAGCUUUAGAGGCUCUCUCAUCGGAAGACAAGGCAUUGAAACCGGGUUUUACGGGUAAGAUGAAGCAAGCGUUCCGAAAGCUCUGCGACAACGCUGGUUCUGGCGUCACCAUCGCAAACCUUGUGCCGACUGAUUCUUACUGUUCUGUUCUAUGUGGUGGCCUCAAGAUCGUCUUCAAGGCGCUAGAAGCAACAGGUCACUAUAGGGAAGAAAUAUGUACCGCAUUGGAAGAGAUUCCAUUCAUUUUGAACGAUAACACGGCCUUGGUUAAACUCAACAACAUGGAUGUGGAGCUACAUAGACGUGUAGCAGCUAUAUACGCUGCUAUUUACGCCCUUCUGGAGGUAAUUGCAGGAUGGUUCCUGAAGCCAUCGUUUAAUACUGGGACUAGAAUCCUCUUGAAUCCUACUGGAUUUUCUGGGAAACUCAAGGAACGAAUGGACACUGUCAAGCUAGGGGUACAGCGAUUUACCGCCCACGUCAAUUAUUUAUCAGCCGAAAGACAAAAAGCGUUAGCACAGCAGAACCUUUCUAUCAUGUACCGACUUGAUCAGCAAUCAGAGCAAAUGGAGAGAGGCUUUGAGCGUCUUGAAACCACGCGGAUCAUGUGUCUUGACAAAGUGGAGAAAUUUCUUUAUGAGACGUGGAGAGCCGAGUUUGAGCAAAGACAAUUAUUGCCGCAGCAUCGGCAAACACCUCGAAUCGAGACACCCAUUGUUUCUGUUGGAGAUAUAUUGGAUAAGUGGCGUUACGAACGAGAUCUCGUGCAUCGAGAUUGCGCGACUGUGUUGAGACUACAACACAUAGCAGGAUAUGAUGUUGACCUAGAACUUGUGUCUACCAUCAGAUUCCAUCCACGAUUCCAGUCAUACCUAACGUUGGACAAUUCUUCUUUAUUAUUUGUCAAUACCAGGUCAGAGAAUCCAACAAGGAGCCUCGAAAUGCCAAUUGUCGCUGCUGAAACAUUUCGAAGCUUACACGCCUUUAUCAAAGAACAAGAUGACCAAGCUCAUGAUACAGCAAUUCAUAUCAUUUGCUUAUCAUUCUUUUGCAGUCAGCACAGCAAUUUUGCAACAAAUCAAAAUGCAAGUCCAGUGGACCUAGCCAUGAGUCUUUUGCUACAGCUACUUGACUACUAUCCGGACUUUGACCCGGAGCAUUUAGACCUCGCGGUCAAUGAGGUGAACCCUGGAGAUACAGACACUAUCUUGUUCGUUUUCGGAGCUCUUAUCAAUCAGCUACCAGAAGAUGUAGUCUUAUACCUUAUGGUUGAUGACCUGAAAGCUUUUGCCCAACCUGCCUCACGAAAGUUCGAAAUGAUCCAGAUCAUGGAGAAGCUAUUAGAGAUACACCGCGACGGCAAGUAUAAUGCGAGGCUUAAGUUUCUAUUUGGUAACUCAGCUCGCAAUGUUUUUAGCCUUGGAUUCUUUACAGAAGAUGAGACUUUGAAUAUAUGGUCUGCUUAUGAAAGGAAUUACUUAUAUUAG
Molecule: messenger RNA, 1722 nt
Organism: Fusarium verticillioides 7600
Lineage: Eukaryota; Fungi; Ascomycota; Sordariomycetes; Hypocreales; Nectriaceae
Exons: 3
Coding region: 1-1722 (573 amino acids)
Source: RefSeq, a predicted model, not a curated record